Didymodactylos carnosus is the source of this 1539-nucleotide messenger RNA. Lineage: Eukaryota; Metazoa; Rotifera; Eurotatoria; Philodinida; Philodinidae. The record is from the annotation of a GenBank genome assembly.
AUGACAAAAAACGAUCAAAAUUCAAAUAAUACUUUGGAUAAAUCCGCAUCAUCUCCUUCAUCACCAUUAUCAAACUCAAUGGCUCCCGUACCGGCUAAAAGAAUUUUUCUUGGCUCAUUCUCGAUACGUAGUGUAUUGGGUGAAGAUGAAGUAACCACCGAAAAAAGGUCCCAUUUAUAUCAUAAAUCAAUUGAGCUAUCGCCAAAUUACACAGCUGAUGAAAUGAAACGAAAAAUUACCUCCUCAACCGAUUUUUUAUCACUAUCAAAUCAUAAUUUUAAUUUAUCUCGUGAAACAACUUACACAUUAGAUCAACAACGAUUAUCUUUAUCAAAAUCUCUUAAAAGAUCUAUUGACGAUCGAGAAGACGAUGACGAUGAUCAUAAUCAUUUGUUUAAAAAACAAUCAAAAGAAAAACUUUUACCAAUAUCGAUAAAAUCAAAUAAUAACAACAGUGAUGAUUUAUUAUUAUUACAAAAUGGAACAAAUGAUCAAGAAUUAGUAUUGAAAGAAAAUUAUAUUCAUAAAUUUAGUGAUGGAGAAGAUGAAGAAAAUGAUGAAAUUGAUCCUGGAUCCGAUGCUGGUACCUAUUGUUCAGAUGAUAAUAAUAGUAGCAGUAAUAAGAGACAAUUUUGUACUGAAUCAUUAUCAGAACAUUCCUCCUACAGUGAAGAAGAAGACAAUCACAUUGUAGAAGAAAAUACGACAAAAGAUAAAACAAAAUCAAAUUUUCAUGACAACAAAACAACAACAAAUAAUAGUAAAAAAAGUCAAAAUUCAUCUUCACCUUCCUCCGAAUCUUCAGCACCAUCCGGUUCUGGUACAGUGACAUCAACACAAACAGCAUCUCAACCAAAAAAUAAAUAUGGAACAAAACCAAGUUAUUCAUACAAUGCAUUGAUAAUGAUGGCUAUUAGAGCAUCACCACAAAAACGUUUAACAUUAAAUGGAAUCUAUGAAUUUAUUAUGAAAAAUUUUCCAUAUUAUCGUGAAAAUAAACAAGGAUGGCAAAAUAGUAUUCGUCAUAAUCUUAGUUUAAACAAAUGUUUUGUCAAAGUACCACGUCAUUACGAUGAUCCAGGUAAAGGCAAUUAUUGGAUGUUAGACCCUUCGGCUGAUGAUGUUUUUAUUGGUGCAACAACUGGAAAAUUACGUCGACGUUCAUCUACAUCCAGAAAUCGUUUAGCUGCUUUCAAACGAACUCUACCAUCAACAUUGACACCAUUUGAUAAAGCUUAUUUAACAGCAUGUACAUGGCCCUAUUCAGCACACGCUGCUGUUUAUGCGUCAGCUGCCUUAUGGUCGUCAAACGAUCAACAACGUCAUCGUAUUGAUCCACAUAUAUUAGCUCAUUAUCCACAUCCAAAUCCGAGUGGUGCAGCAGCCUAUCAUCACGAUAUAUUUCUACGAAAUCAUCCAGCCAAUAAUCAUCAUAAUAAUAACAGUGCCUUAACAUCAUUGAUAUCUAAUAGAUUUAGUACUGAACAUUUACUAUCCUCUACGGGAUCGAUCGGACAAACAGCAGGAAAAACAAGUUAG